AUGAGCAACAUCAAGACACGGCUGCAAAAGGCGCGGUCCAAGUUCUCGCGCCGCAACAGCGAGGUGUCGACGAGAGCACGCUCGAUAGCAUCGUCGGCGGGCAGCGACCGUCAUGGCCACGCGCCGCCCCCGCCGCUGAGCAGCCCGCUGCGCAAGAGCGUGUCGCUGCCAAAGUUGGCGGAGCCGGCGGCAUCUAAGGCGUUGCGGUCGGGGGCGCAUGUCGACGACGACGACGAGCAGUCGAUGGUGGUGGGCAGAGCAACGACCGAGAGUCAGGCCGACGCAGAAGCAAGCACCGGCAGCAUCAAUACGUCGAGAGACGGGCGGUCGAGCUGCACCCAGGCCAGCACUGCGCCCAGCAGCUCCCACGACGCCCGCAAGCCCUCCGCCGACGUGCCCAUUGUCUGCCCCCAGGUCACGCUCGAGGCUCCUACGCCCGUCCACCCCGGAGCGCCGCCUGCCGAGCUCGACCGCCCUGCCCUGCCCGACUCGCUUUCUUCAACUCCCUCGUCUGUCCCCGCAACCACCACGACGACAGCCACGACGACUGCGACAACUACCUCGCUCCCUUCAUCCCCCACCCUCGCCCGAAACCACUCCAACACCACCACCGCCUCCACCGCCGAUGGUCGUCUAAUCACCAACCUGCUCGGCCCUGACUCCUCCCAGGCCGCAACGCCUUUAGGCCCGCCCACGGCCAUCAACCACGCUGGCGCGCCGCCAUCGACAGCCCGCACCGCCGCCAUGCUGCACCGCAAGAUCUGGGUCAAGCGGCCCAAUGCCUCGGCCACGCUCGUCCAGAUCAGAGAGGACGACCUGGUCGACGACGUGCGCGACAUGAUCCUCAAAAAGUAUGCAAACUCGCUGGGCAGGAGCUUCGACGCGCCAGACGUUACUCUGCGCAUUGUGCCCCGCGAUAGCCAGCGCGCCGGCGAACGCACCCUGGGGCCCGAGGAGGACAUGUGCCGUACUAUCGACGCAUACUUCCCCGGUGGCCAGACGGUCCACGAGGCCCUUAUCAUUGACGUGCCCUCGCGACGCACCCCCAAGCCAUCGCCCCGCGUGCCUCCCUACUACCACCAUGAAGACGGCAUCCACCAGCAGACCGAGUACUUUCCCCCCAUGUCGGCCAUCACCCCCUCCCCAGCCAACAUGAGUGCCAGCCUACAGCAUCCUCACGACAACCGUAUCCCCGUGCCCCACCUCCACUCCAUAUCCGUCCUAAACACCGGGCAGCUACCCAACCUGCCAUCUCCCGGCGGCACACGACGCGGGCCCAUGCAUCCACAUCGUCCCAAGUACAACAGAACACACACCGCCUCUCCCACCACUCUGGGCGGCGGCAUUCCCUCUUCUGCCACCUCUAUCCGCCCCGCAAACCGUCCACGGCAUGACUCGUCAGCGUCCGAAGCGAAGAACUCGGCGGCCUCGAACAACGCAAUACCCACACCUCCUGUCCCUGCCGAUCCCACGCCUCACCAGCAAACGCUUCAGACAUCGACUCCACCCACCCCGCGCAUCUCAUCACCACAACUCAACACUAAGAAGAAGCGGAGAAAGGCCCCAGUAGAGCCGCCAGCCCUGCCUGCUGGGCUGCUGGACGGAUCAGUGCCCCCCAUCAACGUGUUGAUUGUCGAAGACAACAUCAUCAACUUGCGUGUCCUGGGUGCUUUUAUGCAAAGAUUAAAGGUUCGUUGGCAACGCGCAAUGAACGGAAAAGAGGCAGUCACCAAAUGGAAAGCUGGUGGAUUUCACUUGGUGCUCAUGGACAUUCAACUGCCCGUCAUGAAUGGUCUCGAAGCAACAAAAGAGAUUAGGCGGCUGGAGCGUGUCAACGGUAUCGGUGUCUUCAGCAGUGGCAGCAGCGAAGCACCCAACACUCGGCUUGGGAACGACGGCAAAGGCCAAGACGAGCUAAGAGAGGACGACAAGCUAGGCGACAAGGGAAUGUUCAAGAGCCCAGUCAUUAUUGUCGCACUCACGGCCAGUUCGCUGCAGAGUGACAGGCACGAGGCUUUGGCUGCUGGCUGCAAUGAUUUCUUGACAAAGCCCGUAAACUUUGUCUGGCUUGAACGAAAGGUCAAGGAGUGGGGCUGCAUGCAGGCUCUUAUUGACUUUGACGGUUGGCGCAAGUGGAAAGACUUCGCCGACAAGUCCGAUAACAACGACACCACUUCAAAACUUUCCGGUAGCUUUACGAGCGUUGCCCCGAACAAAAAGGCUAGCGCUAGCCCAACUACGGCGACAUCAGAAACUAACGGCGUCAAGAAAGAUGUUGAGACGGAGAGGAAAAAUAAGCGCAAGAGUCUGGGAGUAGUGCCGCAACCUGUGCUAAGAGAAGAGGCUGAACCACAGCCAGCUGAAGUUGACAGUGGAGACAACUAA
Messenger RNA from Bipolaris oryzae ATCC 44560, 2385 nucleotides. RefSeq lists its product as uncharacterized. The record is from RefSeq and is a predicted model, not a curated record. NCBI's taxonomy places the organism in Eukaryota, Fungi, Ascomycota, Dothideomycetes, Pleosporales, Pleosporaceae. Gene Ontology annotation, biological process: osmosensory signaling via phosphorelay pathway. Gene Ontology annotation, cellular component: Mcs4 RR-MAPKKK complex. Gene Ontology annotation, molecular function: protein kinase activator activity; phosphorelay response regulator activity. Bases 1 to 2385 code for a protein of 794 amino acids. The transcript has 2 exons.